AUGAGAUCGAGCGCGGAUGUGGAACCCUCGGCGGUGUUCUCCAAUACUACAACCUACGGCUCUACCUCCCUGAAGCUGCUUUACCAUCCCUUGUGCCCCUUUUCCCGCAAAGUCUAUAUGUACGCCAUUGAGCUCGGGCUUGAGGAGCUCGUAGACCUUAAACAAGUCGUCGUGGCACCGACCCACUACAAAGGUUGGAGUGAUAACGUGCCCGACGUUGCUGUCUUCAAUCCUCUAGCCAAGAUCCCCGUACUGGCCGUCGGCAGCGGAGAUGGAAUCUUCGACAGCAGUGUCAUAUGCGAGUUCUUGGGCAACAUAGCUGCUAAGAGACAGGAGGCCGAGACGGGAACCGCAUUGGACGUGGUCAAAGAUAUGACUUACUGGCGGCUGCGAGCGAUGGAGGCUUGUGCUGGCGGCAUGCUUGACGCUGAGAUUCUAGUUGUCUACGAGCAAAAAGUCAGGCAAGAGAAGGGUGUACUGUUCCAGGAGUGGGUCGAUGGGCAGAGAGCAAAGAUCACACGCGGCUUUGACAGACUCGAAGCGGAAGCGAAAAGAGGCACGUUGACCAUUCUCAAAUCUCCACAAAAGGCGGAGAUACCAGAAGUAGCCGUUGCUGCCGCUUUGGGCUUCUUCGAUAUCAGGAAGGUUGAGUGGCGGCAGGGCAGAACCUGUCUGGAGAAGUGGUUCAACGAGUUCAGCAAGAGGAAGAGCUUCACAACAACAAGGCCGAAUAUAGAUUGGAAGAAUGGGAAGACGGUCGAAGAGAGCUUUAAACUCUGA
This is a messenger RNA of Coniosporium apollinis CBS 100218, 780 nucleotides long. RefSeq lists its product as uncharacterized. The transcript has a single exon. Bases 1 to 780 code for a protein of 259 amino acids. The record is from RefSeq and is a predicted model, not a curated record. NCBI's taxonomy places the organism in Eukaryota, Fungi, Ascomycota, Dothideomycetes.